Molecule: messenger RNA, 267 nt
Organism: Mitosporidium daphniae
Lineage: Eukaryota; Fungi; Microsporidia
Product: Maf/Ham1
Exons: 2
Coding region: 1-267 (88 amino acids)
Biological process (GO): nucleoside triphosphate catabolic process
Cellular component (GO): cytoplasm
Molecular function (GO): nucleoside triphosphate diphosphatase activity
Source: RefSeq, a predicted model, not a curated record
AUGAGAAUCGCUUUUGCUACUGGGAAUGCAAAUAAACUUAGCGAGCUUCAGCAAAUUCUGAAUGGUGUUCUUGAAGUUGAUGCCAUCUCUUUGGAUAGUACUCUUGAAUUGGGCUGCAUAAGGGAUAUUGCUGUGGCAAAGUCAAAGGAGGCAUUCAAGAUUAUUGGGAGGCCCGUGCUCACUGAUGACACUAGCCUUACAUUUUCUGCAUUUGGAGGCGAACUACCAGGUUGGCUCUUGUUUUUCAUCGUCAGGGCCUUAUAUUAA